This is a messenger RNA of Daldinia decipiens, 1262 nucleotides long. RefSeq names its product NAD(P)-binding protein. The record is from RefSeq and is a predicted model, not a curated record. Lineage: Eukaryota; Fungi; Ascomycota; Sordariomycetes; Xylariales; Hypoxylaceae. Bases 181 to 1086 code for a protein of 301 amino acids. Gene Ontology annotation, molecular function: oxidoreductase activity. The transcript is spliced from 4 exons.
AGAUUACCGGCUUAAUUUGAAUCCCGAAUUCCGAAUACCCUUAGAAUUAUUUAUUCCAUACUCGCCUAGACACUUAUUCCCAGUUAUCAGGUUCCAUCUAUAUGGCACUAGUUGAACAGUGAUUAAGAAAUUACCCUUCCAGUGAAACAAAAGACCUCCCCUAGGCAGUUUCCUUACAUUAUGUCUCCUAUCAAGAAGGUUGCCAUAUUCGGUGCAGCGGGAAACUUCGGCACCCCCAUCACAGCCGCGCUUGUAAAAGCCGGCUUCGAUGUAACCAUCAUCACUCGUAUUGAAUCUACGUCAACCUUCCCGCAGGGAGUUCCCGUUAUCAGGACGGAAUACACAGUUGAUAAGUUAACGGCAGCGCUGUCAGGCCAGGACGCAGCAAUCUCCGUCAUCGGCCCUGCCGGUAUCUCAUUCCAGACGAUAUUGGUCGACGCUGCCGAAGCUGCGGGCGUUCAACGCUUCGUAUUAGACGACUUUGGAUGGGGUCCUGGCUUCAACAGUCUAUCUGAAUUUGGACCGAUUGGCGCUCAGAGGAAGGCCGCUUGGGAGCGUGCAGGGGAGCUUUCUCAAGCCAAUCUUAAGUUUACCUUUAGUGGAAUAGCUAUUGGCAAUCCGAUCGACUGGGCGCUCAAACGCUUCCCCUUAAUGGGAUUCGAUGUCCAAAAGCGCUCCGCGGUCAUCUACGAUGACGGUACCGAAGAAUUCACCGGGACAACACUAGAAGGCAUCGGACAGGCUGUCGUUGGCGUCUUAAAACAUCCAGAGCAGACCGCAAACCGGUUCCUCAAGGCGCGCUCGAUCCAAGUCAACCAGAACCAACUACUAGACGCCUUCCAAAAGGUCACGGGCCAAACAUGGGAAAUCCAACGUGGCAGUGCGAAAGACUUCCUCGAGAGCGGGAGGAGAAAGCACGAAGUGGGAGAUAAGGGUUGGAUAUUAGAGCUUCUCGUAUAUCAGCUUUAUGCGCCUGGAGACUCGCGCUGCAUCCUAGCGUCGAGGGAAGAUUCGGAUGCGGAUCUCCUUGAGAUUAGGGAGGAAACCCCUGAGGAUAUUGCCCGGAAAGUGAUGAGCUCUACUUAGAUCUGAACGUGGGGAAAUAGAAGAGGUCUUAUUAGUUCUGUCUUCUCUUUCAAGCGAGACAGUAGAUUGGUUUUUAGCGAGGACCAGGAUAAUUGGAUGUUUGGUGUAAGAGAAUGUCAUGAAAGCAUAUAUAAUAGUCACUCAGAACCUACAUUAAUUAAAGGCUUAUACGUGCU